GACGUCGAUACGUCACAUGUAAACCAGAGUCAAGAUGGCGGCCGCCGGAGGAGAGGCUUCUGCUCAUAGUGUCUCGGAUGACUUAUUUCAAAAUUUUUACACGGAGGUGAAGCAGAUUGAGAAAAGAGACUCCGUGUUAACCUCCAAGCAGCAGAUUGACAGACUCCUGAGACCUGGCGCAUCCUACUUCAAUCUCAACCCCUUUGAGGUGCUGCAAAUUGAUCCAGAUGCAACAGAUGACGAACUGAAGAAAAGAUUUCGGGCGUUGUCCAUUUUGGUCCAUCCAGACAAAAAUCAGGAUGACCAAGAUAGAGCACAGAAAGCAUUCGAAGCUGUGGACAAGGCGUACAAACUCCUGCUGGAUCCAGAACAGAAGAAAAGAGCCUUAGAUGUGAUUCACGCAGGAAAGGAAUAUGUGGAGCAUAUGGUAAAGGAGAAAAAGAAACAGCUGAAAAAGGAAGGGAAAUCACUGGAUAUGGAGGAGGAUGACCCUGAAGUAUUCAAGCAAGCAGUGUACAAACAGACCAUGAAGCUGUUCGCAGAGCUUGAAAUCAAGAGGAAGGAAAGGGAAGCAAAGGACAUGCACGAGAGGAAAAGGGCAAGAGAAGAAGAAAUCGAGGCAGCAGAGAAAGCGAAACGCGAGAGAGAAUGGCAGAAAAACUUUGAGGAAACACGAGACGGGCGUGUGGACAGCUGGAGGAACUUCCAGGCCAAAGGCAAGACCAAGGAGAAGAAGAACAGGUCUUUCCUCAAACCCCCCAAAGUGAAGAUGGAACAGAGGGAAUGAUGCUGUAAAAUGGGACUUCACUAGAUUAAAAUCCACCGUUUCAAAAACAGCCCAGUCAUGUGUAUCCUCACCUUGUUGUCUGCAGUCAGCUGUGUUAUCAUAAUCAUCGCACAGUCAUCAGGAUACGACCUCCUCAUCCCGAUCCCUGACAAACUUAGUUUUGUACCUGGUUUUCUAAUGUACAUAUUUGUGAUCUGGAGCCAGAGAUCAUACCCGUGUCGUGCAAGAGAGAUAAAUGAUGCAUCUUCCACUUAUGUCACCAAUGAGAAAAAAAAAACGUGGCUCAUUGUUAUGUUUGUUUCUGGUCCUUUUCUCUUUUUUUUAACCUGAAUAAAGCUUGGUCUUAACCAGC
Molecule: messenger RNA, 1139 nt
Organism: Mugil cephalus (flathead mullet)
Lineage: Eukaryota; Metazoa; Chordata; Actinopteri; Mugiliformes; Mugilidae
Gene: dnajc8
Product: DnaJ (Hsp40) homolog, subfamily C, member 8
Exons: 9
Coding region: 35-787 (250 amino acids)
Cellular component (GO): nucleus
Source: RefSeq, a predicted model, not a curated record